Messenger RNA from Effrenium voratum, 7708 nucleotides. The record is from the annotation of a GenBank genome assembly. NCBI's taxonomy places the organism in Eukaryota, Dinophyceae, Suessiales, Symbiodiniaceae.
GUUUUUGACUCAGCCCUGUCGCAAUGGCGCCGGCUGAAAGCCAAGCGGGCACAUCAAUGAGCGGAGUCCAUCUGAGCCUAGUCGGAAGGCUCGCGGAGAGAAGACUUCAUGUGCAAGGCCAACACAUUGCGGAGGGAUGGAAUGAAGAUGACUGGACCAACUGAUCGAUCCAUCCAUGGCAGAUCUCAUGGUGGUGCCAAAGCAUUGGCAUGAGUCCCCCGUGGCUCGGAUGCCACAACAGUCAGUCUUCAAAGAAAUCAGAGAGACGUUUCCUUUUCCGGCAUCGCUCAAGUGUGUUCCCAAAUGUUCGGCCAAUGCGAAGGCCGCUGUUCGGAGAUGCCGAUGCUGGAAGUUUGCAAUCUUUGCCGGAGGAAGCUGUAGUUCUUGAGGAAGUGGCAGUGCAGACCACGCCGCGUGGUUUACGCGCUCACGAAACCUGAGAACACCUUGGAACACAUGAUGAAAGUCCGGAGUCGCCAAGGGGCUUCCACCAAGCUGUGGAAUCGGCAGUGGCUCGCGGCUUAUAUAAAGAUUCAGCCAGUGGCAGCCACGCCUAUCCCGAGCUUUGUUCGUCUUGCGUGCAUUCGGGCAAUCGAGUUAUGCAGGGCCCGCUCAAAUCCUGGCAAACAAAGCUUCAAAAGGCAAGUGCUCUAAGGUAAUCGGCAGCCUUCGCAAAAGAAGGGCCACACGUCAAAUCAGUUAAGCAUUCUUGCCGGAAAGCCAGCGUUUGCAGUUCAGGCCGGCUCUCGCAUGCGCCACAUGUUGUCGGUUCAGGUGUCCUAGCAUUGCGCCUGCCCAGGCAGUAGCAGUCACUAAAAGCAUCGUCUCUGAAUAUGAUGUUCCCAUCAUAGGCUAAACCUUUGUGCCUUCAGUCGGCACCCGCAAAAGCAUUGCAUGAGCUCAGUUGUGCGUAGUCCUGCAGCCAGUUUGGCACCAGGGACGUGUGUUAAUUGUUUUGCUUCGAGGGUGAGGAGCAUUCAAUCUACCUCCGUCUUGUGGCCAUCUUCCCAGGCUUUCGAAGAAGGAAAAGCCAUCGCAAAGUGCCACCGGCACGCAGUUCGUUGUCCGUUUUGCGUGAUGCCUCGAAGUGCCGGACGAAAGUUCCGUCUCGCAGCUGCUGACUCAGGGCUUGCGCAAGGUGAAUCUGAGUCGCUGGGUGCGGCGUGCUCUGCACCAGCUGCCUUGCUGUACCUGUGGGAAGUGGGAGGCUCAUGCUCCAAGUGCGUUCCUGGCAUCGGCUGAGCCAUGUGGAACUCCAUGGUGACAGCUGAGCUUCCUCUGAAGUGCUCAUUUCAAGAAUGGUCUAGUGUCAUGGCUUGUGCAGCCAUGCCAAUGUUGCCAAGAAAGGCGCCGCUAUUUUUGAAAGGAACUGGUGAUCGCCACAUUGGGCCAAUUGUGCUUUAGCUGGAACUGACCGACUCCAGUGUGAAAGUGACUAUGGCUGAGUACCACAGCCGGAAGGCAGAAUAGCAUCCUCUUGUAAGAGAGAGUGGUUCCGAAGUCGAAGCUUCUGCCUGCAACCUUGUCACGGGAAGGCUUCCGCAAUCAGCCCGCUGAAAAAGGCUAAAAGGAUGGGGCCUCGAAGGAAUCGUGCAGCACGUUGCCAGGAAAAGGAUUACUAGCUUGAAUCUAAUCCCCAGCUGCUUGACAGAUUGCGGAUUAUGCGGUGUGCGGAUCCGAUUCUGUCGGAUUUUUGCGGAUUGAGGACAAUCAGAGCAAGGAUUAAGUGGAAUACGGAUUGUGACCUGAUCCCUCGGGAUUUCGAGCAGGCUUGAAGCCGCUGUCACACACUGAUCGCAGCCUCAACCGGAGUUGACUCCGGCUGACAGAAUCCCUGCGCAAUUGGCCGAUGAGCCCAAUUGGCGGCCUUGAGUGGCCACUCAAUUUGCCUCCAGCUUCUUUCUGCCUGAGAAAGCCGCCUCUUUCAGGCUGCCAUGCGCAGGAGGUGCGCAAAAGAUGUUGGGAUGCAAUUUUUGUCAAUGGAAUUCCGACAAUGCAGGCUGUUGCCAAAGGCGCCCUGGCAGGAAGUCAAGUUUCAGUCAGUCUUAAUCCCAUGGAGCAACCCGUGCGCACGCCGAGAUGUGUUGUUGCAGCUGGAACAAGGUCAGACAACAAGAUGGCAAUCCGCGCAAUGUGACGGGCGGGAAUUAGCAGUCAGCGUUUGCUUCAUUGCCUUGAGUCAACAUCACCCGACUCGCUUCCGAAAAAGCGUGGCCUUGGCGGAUUCGUCUGACACAGAUUGUUCUCAAGUGGUCGGCCCCUAAUGCGUUGUCAAAGUCCCCUGCGUCAAUUUGAGUGGGCAGUUCAGAGCGCCUCGAUCGCGGAACCCGAUGGAUGGAAAUGGUGUAGCAUUCCGCAGAAUGUGCACCUCUUCAUCUGAGGUGUUCUAGGUUCAGUCCAUCGUUCCAGCCUCAUCUUGGAUGCUGCGUGUGCAGUGUUGCGCGAUGUUCGGGAUCUGCUUUGCUCAGAUGAGCGGUCGGCCGCGGCGUGAGCCUUUUAAGGGAACUUCGACUCAUGGUGGGGAGACAACUAGGCAAGCUGCAAGCUAGCUCGUUUAGCUGCCGUCUUUUGUUGGUAGGGUCUGUUCGGUAUAAGCCGGGUGCUGCGCAACACCUUGAAUUUGGACUAGAGGACAACAGACAAGAUCAGUUGAACUGGCAUCGCGGACACAGAUUUGUUGACACUGGGUUGUUAUGUGCAAGGGCUUGUGCCUGCACUACUGCUGCAAGCCACGAAAAGCAAUGACGCAAGACCACAAUGAUGCCACGUAUACGGUGUUGCUCCAGUCGGCGUCUAUCCUUCUUAAUGGCAAUUACUUGAGUGUGGCAAAACCGAUUGCAAGCAGGAGCUGCGCAACAGAUGUUGUAAGACCUAGUUUGGCAAGUCUGUCGCACAGCAUGUUUGGCUUGAUGUCAGAUGCGCACAAAGUCACCAGAAUUAUUCGGACUACUUCGCAGCAUCUUUGCCAUCUUCAAAAUACAUCCAUUGCCGCAGGGCGUGUGUGGUGUUGUGCUGGCAUUUUCGACUCGGCUGUGGGUUGCGAGGAACUACGUUCGCCGCUGGCAGCUUCUUUUGUUUCUUGAGAGGGCCACCAUGCGGUUGCCAGGUGCACGUGCAGAAGGUGCGCAAAAGGUGUCGGGAUGCUGUUUAUGCCAGCGGAAUUCUGACAAUGCAGGCUGUUGCCGUUUAGCUGCCUUGCAGGGAUAACUCCAAUUGCAGUCAGUCUUAGUCACAUGGAGCAACCCUGCGCGCAUCUGCGCGCCGCACAUGGGAUGAGUUGUUGCCGCUGGAACAAGGCGAGACAACAUGACGGCAAUCCGCGCAAAGUGACGGGAGGGAAGCAACAGUCAGCGUUUGCUGCAUUUUGCUGCAUUGCCUUGAGUCAACAUCACCCGACUCGCUUAAAAUGUGCGGCCUUGGCGGAUUUGUCCGGCACAGAUCGGUCUCUCGUGGUCAGCCCCUGCUGCGUUAUCAAAGCGCCUUGGACGGGGAAACGCGAUGAGAAGGAAAUGGCGUAGCAUUCCGCAGAAUGUGCAUCAGCCGGGGCGUUUUAGGUUCAGUAGGUUCGAGACCUGCUUCGUUCAUAUGGGCCGGCCGCGGCGUGAGCUUUCUAAGAGAACUUCGACUCAUGGUGGGGAGACUAGGCAAGUUUCAAGCUAGCCCGUUUAGCUACCGUUUUCUGUUGGUCGGGCCUGUUCGGUAUAUGUCGUGUGCUGCGCAUCACGUUGCAGCAGGACUAGGGGACAGUAGCCUAGAUCAGUCGAACUGGCAUCAGGGACCCAGAUUUGAUGACAUGGGGCUGUCGUCUCCUUUUAGCUGCAACGCUGAUUCGAGUGACAUGUUCAGUCUCAACCCUGGCUUCGGCUAAGCAUGCUUGCCCCCCUGCUUCCCCCAAUGCUUGACAGAUGCAGCUUCAGGCAAAGCUGGUGAAAAAGCUGCCAUUACGCAGCCACGGGCAGAAGGUGCGCAAAAGGUGCUGGGAUGCUAUUUACGUCAAUAGAAUUCUGACAACGCAGGCUUUUGCCAUGUAGUUGCCCGGCAGGGAGAACUCCAAUUGCAGUCAGUCUUAGUCACGUGGAGCAACCCUGCGCGCGCCGCACAUGAGAUGCGUUGCCAUUGAAGAGCCUAACUUGUUGCCAGAGUCCCCAUCAGAAGUUGCAGCUGGAGACAGCAAUCUGAGCAAUGUGAUGGGCGGGAAGCAGCAGUUAGCCCUUGUUUCAAUGCCUUGACUCAACAUCACCCGACUCGCUUCCGAACACGUGGGCUUGACGGAUUUUUCGCUCACAGAUCGUUUCCACUUGGUCAGCCCCCGUGUUGCAUCAUUUGCUCUUUGCGGCCCCCUGUGCAGAUUUCACCCCCUGAGCGGCUUUUCAGCUCGUGGCAUACCGUUGAACAAAUUUGUGCCGUCGCCUAGUUCCAAGGUUGGCCGGUAUGAGUCAGCCCCGGCUGCGUUGUCAAAAGCGCACACGUCAAUUUGAGUGGGCAGUUCAAAGCGCCUCGAACGGAGAAGCCAGAUGUGUAGAAAUGGCAUAGCAUCCCGCGGAAUGUGCACAUCUUUAGCUGAGGUGUUUUAAGUUCAAUUGUUGGUUCCAACAUCAUCUUGGAUGAUUCGUGUGGUCAGUGUUGCAUGCAUGUUCGAGAUCUGCUUCGCUCAGAUUUGCUGUGGGCGGACUAGUGGGGAGACUAGGGAAGUUGAAUCAUAGCCUUCUUCAUGGCGAAAUUGGGUAAGGUAAGCUUCAGUGUGGCAAAACCUAUUGCAGGCAAGAGCUGCGCAACAGAUGUUGUAAGACCUUAAGACCUAGUUUGGCAAGCCUGGUGCACGGCAUGUUUGGAUUGAUGUCAGAUGCUCAAAAAGUGCAUGCGACUACAGCACCAGAAUAAGUUGGACUACCUCGAAGGGUCUUUACGAUCUUCAAAAUGCAUCCCUUGCGUAACCGCUGCGCGUGUGUGGUGUUGCGCUUGCAUUUUCAACUUGGCUUUGGGGGACGUGGAGUUGUUGCACCACGGCUUCGUCAGGGCAUUGGACUCGCUUCUCCUAGCUGACUGUUGUGUGCAAAAAGUCUGGGGCCUGCAACCGUGCGAUACGGCGAAGCUUUCAUAAAAGCCUGUUCAAGGAAGCGAAUAGAUGAAGCCGAGGGGCCUCUAAGAAAUGCGUUGCGAGGAACUGCAUUCGCCGCUGGCGGCUUCCUUUUCUUGAGAGGGCCACCAUGCGACAGCCACGUGCACGUGCAGAAGGUGCGCAAAAGGUGUCGGGAUGCUGUUUAUGCCAGCGGAAUUCUGACAAUGCAGGCUGUUGCCGUUUAGCUGCCUUGCAGGGAGAACUCCAAUUGCAGUCAGUCUUAGUCACAUGGAGCAACCCUGCGCGCAUCUGCGCGCCGCACAUGGGAUGAGUUGUUGCCGCUGGAGCAAGGCGAGACAACAUGACGGCAAUCCGCGCAAGUGACGGGAGGGAAGCAACAGUCAGCGUUUGCUGCAUUUUGCUGCAUUGCCUUGAGUCAACAUCACCCGACUCGCUUAAAAUGUGCGGCCUUGGCGGAUUUGUCCGGCACAGAUCGGUCUCUCGUGGUCAGCCCCUGCUGCGUUAUCAAAGCGCCUUGAACGGGGAAAUGCGAUGAGAAGGAAAUGGUGUAGCAUUCCGCAGAAUGUGCAUCAGCCGGGGCGUUUUAGGUUCAGUAGGUUCGAGACCUGCUUCGUUCAUAUGGGCCGGCCGCGGCGUGAGCUUUCUAAGAGAACUUCGACUCAUGGGGAGACUAGGCAAGUUUCAAGCUAGCCCGUUUAGCUACCGUUUUCUGUUGGUAGGGCCUGUUCGGUAUAUGUCGUGUGCUGCGCAUCACGUUGCAGCAGGACGAGGGGACAGUAGCCUAGAUCAGUCGAACUGGCAUCAGGGACCCAGAUUUGAUGACAUGGGGCUGUCGUCUCCUUUUAGCUGACAGUUGUGUGCAAAAGGACUCGGGCCUGCAACGCUGAUUCGAGUGACAUGUUCAGUCUCAACCCUGGCUUCGGCUAAGCAUGCCUGCCCCCCUGCUUCCCCCAAUGCUUGACAGAUGCAGCUUCAGGCAAAGCUGGUGAAAAAGCUGCCAUUACGCAGCCACGGGCAGAAAGUGCGCAAAAGGUGCUGGGAUGCUAUUUACGUCAAUAGAAUUCUGACAACGCAGGCUUUUGCCAUGUAGUUGCCCGGCAGGGAGAACUCCAAUUGCAGUCAGUCUUAGUCACGUGGAGCAACCCUGCGCGCGCCGCACAUGAGAUGCGUUGCCAUUGAAGAGCCUAACUUGUUGCCAGAGUCCCCAUCAGAAGUUGCAGCUGGAGACAGCAAUCUGAGCAAUGUGAUGGGCGGGAAGCAGCAGUUAGCCCUUGUUUCAAUGCCUUGACUCAACAUCACCCGACUCGCUUCCGAACACGUGGGCUUGACGGAUUUUUCGCUCACAGAUCGUUUCCACUUGGUCAGCCCCCGUGUUGCAUCAUUUGCUCUUUGCGGCCCCCUGUGCAGAUUUCACCCCCUGAACGGCUUUUCAGCUCGUGGCAUACCGUUGAACAAAUUUGUGCCGUCGCCUAGUUCCAAGGUUGGCCGGUAUGAGUCAGCCCCGGCUGCGUUGUCAAAAGCACACACGUCAACUUGAGUGGGCAGUUCAAAGCGCCUCGAUCGGGGAAGCCAGAUGUUUAGAAAUUGCAUAACGUCCUGCAGGAUGUGCACAUGUUUAGCUGAAGUGUUUAAGAUUCAGUCAUUCCAGCAUCAUCCGAAUGCUCGAGAUCUGCUUCGCUCAGACUAGUGGUCGGUGGUGGCGUGAGUUGUCUAAGAGAACUUCGACAUACCUGGAAAGCCCAGCGGUGCCCAAUUUCUGCCGCUGAUUGAAAUUGCACUAAUUCUUGCCGUUGCUGCGAAAAAAAACGCCUUUUGUCCCCAAAAACGCCGUUGGAGCAAUUUGUGAAUAUUCUAAAAUUCAGUCGGCCAGCUUCACCUUGCAAAAGUCAUUUUCCCACAAAACGCCUGGAGGCAGAAAUUCAUGUUCCCAGACUAAAAGAGCAGUUUUAGUUCAAAAGGCGGAAAUGUUACACACCUUGGGAUUUCCAGGUAUGCAGGCAGUUACGCGCAUUACUUUCCAGAAGAGCUCUUGGACAAAAUGGCAUCAGCGCGCGCAACAUUUGGAGUCAGCCCAGUCACAUCUUUGCAAACAGUCAAGUUGCAAGCCGCGACUGGAACAGCAAGACGUUGAUAUGGCCCUGUACUGCUUUGCAGCAGGGCGGAAGGCAAAAAAAAUCCAGCAUCGCCGGGCAUGAGGAGCACCUCUGUCUGUACUGCUCUCGCGUUAGUUGGUGCCACCUUGCUCCCUCCAAAGUUGCUGCUGCAGCAUGCCACGCUCUGGCCCCUGCAAGUGGCAGUCUCGCGAACCCAAUCCUCGACGAUUUGCCAGGCAUAAUCUCCGGCAGCGGGGCGUUGCCGUGCUGCCACGGUUAGAAAGCCUAAGAUAUUUGCCACAUGCGCACUACAAGCCUUGCGACUGCCACGGGCCUGACGGCUAUGGGCAGCCCAAGCCUGGAUGUGCAUAGCGCUUCCCGGGCACUGGGCGGCAUCUGACGUUAAAUGUGUCUUCUAGCGCUAGCUGAAGACUCUUCUGUGCUGGAAAACGCCCACAAGGCAUUCUUCACGCGGCGCUGGCUUGGCCCUCAAUGUGGCCGCAGGCGCUGCGCCCAAUGCUUCCACCAGCAGAAG